GUGGCCUUCGACAUCAUGUGCUCCACCACCUCCAUCCUCCACCUCUGCAUCAUCAGCCUGGACCGGUACUGGGCCAUCGCCAGCCCCUUUCGCUAUAAGCGCAGGAUGAUGCAGCGCCUUGCCUGCGCCAUGAUAGCUGUGGCCUGGGCCCUCUCCAUCCUCAUCUCCUUCGUCCCAGUGCAGCUACGCUGGCAUAAAGCCAAGGACGUGAGAUACCCAGGCUCCUGGCUGCCUGGGAUGCCCCGCUGUGAUAUCAGCCUGAACCGCACUUAUGCCAUCACCUCCUCCCUUAUCAGCUUCUACAUCCCCGUGGCCAUCAUGAUCAUCACCUAUACCAGGAUCUACCGAAUUGCCCAGGCCCAGAUCCGCCGCAUCUCCACCCUCGAGCGAGCAGGGGGGCAGUGGCCAGCUCACGGCAAGGAGCCCACCUCCUCUUUGCGGAGUUGCCUGCGCAAGGAGACCAAGGUGCUGCAGACCCUCUCUAUCAUAAUGGGAGUCUUCGUUUGCUGCUGAUUGCCCUUCUUCCUGCUCAACCGCCUGCUGCCUUUCUGCCAGCCCAUGCUGGAGAGUGACCACAAAGGGCAGUCACCCUGCGUUGGCCAAACCACCUUCAACAUCUUUGUGUGGUUUGGCUGGGCCAACUCCUCAGUGAAUCCAGUGAUCUAUGCUUUCAACGCAGACUUCAGGCGGGCUUUCAGCAACCUGCUGGGCUGCCGGUGCUUCUGCUGUGGCACACCCAGAUCCACUGUGGAGAGAGUCAACUUCAGCAAUGAGCUGGCUUCCUAUCACCAUGACACCACCUGCCAGAAGGAAGGAGCUGCCUCAUCGUCAGUACCCGCCCCUGCCAUCACUGCCUGGGUGCAGCCCGUACCCCGUGCCGUAAGCUUUCAGGGAGAGGACAGCAGUGAGGAGAUGUCUAUGGAGAAGAGGCCUGUGACUUCUCAGACACAGGCUGCCCCUGGCAGCAGCCCCAAGAGUCGUCAGGUGCCAGCCAUUUUGCAAUUUGAUUGCGAGGCAGAGAUACCCCUGGAAACUAUUCCACCCUGUACGGGGCUCGGUCAAUGUGAGGGACCCCAUCACCCUGUUCCAGAGGGAUAA
Messenger RNA from Pelecanus crispus (Dalmatian pelican), 1098 nucleotides. Its product is annotated as D(1)-like dopamine receptor. Gene Ontology annotation, molecular function: G protein-coupled receptor activity. Lineage: Eukaryota; Metazoa; Chordata; Aves; Pelecaniformes; Pelecanidae. Gene Ontology annotation, cellular component: plasma membrane. The record is from RefSeq and is a predicted model, not a curated record. Gene Ontology annotation, biological process: positive regulation of MAPK cascade; adenylate cyclase-activating adrenergic receptor signaling pathway.